AUGGGUUCCGUGUAUAAGGUUGUCUUUAUAAGGCACGGCGAAAGCGUUUACAAUCAGGAGAACAGAUUUUGUGGGUGGCACGAUGCUGAUUUGUCUCCCAAAGGCGAACAAGAGGCUCAAUGUGCGGGGAAAAUGAUUAAGGAGAAUGGGCUUACUUUUGAUAUUGCCUUCACGAGUGUUCUGAAGCGUGCUAUCAAAACGCUUAAUCAUGUGCUUGAGGUGAAUGAUUUGCACUGGAUUCCUGUGCAUAAAUCGUGGCGUUUAAAUGAGCGAAUGUAUGGUGGCCUGCAGGGAUUGAACAAAUCUGAAACAGCUGCAAAGCACGGUGAAGAUCAAGUUAAGAUUUGGCGUCGGGCUUAUGAUAUCCCACCGCCUCCACUAGAGGUGUCGGAUAAACGCUGGCCAGGUCUAGAGGAAAAGUACAAGUUACUUGACGUCGAAUGUAUUCCAGUUACGGAAUGCUUAAAAGAUACCGUCGAGCGCGCUCUUCCCUUCUGGUUUGAUGCAGUUGUUCCCGCCAUUAAGCAAGGCAAACGAGUUUUGAUUACCGCUCACGGUAAUAGUCUUCGGGCUAUCGUAAAGUUUCUGGACAAGAUUCCGGAUAAGGACAUUGUGGAGCUUAAUAUUCCUACCGGAAUCCCACUUGUUUAUGAAUUGGAUAAGGAUCUUCGUCCUGUUAAGCACUACUAUUUAGCUGAUGAUGCUACAGUCGCGGCCGCCAUCAGCAGUGUGGCGAAUCAGGGCAAGGCCAAAUAG
Molecule: messenger RNA, 756 nt
Organism: Hydatigera taeniaeformis
Lineage: Eukaryota; Metazoa; Platyhelminthes; Cestoda; Cyclophyllidea; Taeniidae
Source: the annotation of a GenBank genome assembly